This is a messenger RNA of Sardina pilchardus (European sardine), 2679 nucleotides long. RefSeq names its product mitochondrial fission process 1 (gene mtfp1). The coding region runs from base 64 to 561 and encodes 165 amino acids. Gene Ontology annotation, biological process: mitochondrial fission. NCBI's taxonomy places the organism in Eukaryota, Metazoa, Chordata, Actinopteri, Clupeiformes, Clupeidae. Gene Ontology annotation, cellular component: mitochondrion. The transcript is spliced from 4 exons. The record is from RefSeq and is a predicted model, not a curated record.
GCUGAACCUGCUUGGGCUAUCAUACCCUAAGUUAGCUCCUUCACAUGUUAUGGGAUAAGGACCAUGGAGGCACCACCAGAGCAAACUAGCAAAGAAGUUGAUAUAUAUCGUGACACAUGGGUCCGCUUCCUGGGCUAUGCCAAUGAGGUGGGGGAGGCCUUCCGCGCCCUGGUGCCCGUGAGCGUGGUGUGGGCCAGCUAUGCUGUGGCCACGGCGUAUGUCACCGCUGAUGCUGUGGACAAGGGCAAAAAGGCUGCUGUGGUGCAUGGGGAUAACCCUGGGAAGACGACGCGGGUGGGCGUAGCCGUGGUGGACACCUUCAUCUGGCAGGCCCUGGCGUCCGUGGCCAUCCCCGGCUUCACCAUUAACCGCGUUUGCGCCGCCUCACUUUACCUGCUGGGCCGGGCCACGCGCUGGCCUCUGCCUGUGCGCAAGUGGACCACCACCGCCAUCGGGCUCUCCACCAUCCCCUUCAUCAUUAAACCCAUCGACAGAUCCGUUGACUUCCUGCUGGACUCUAGCCUCCGUAAGGUGUAUGGUGAGGGGGAGAAGCACGAGUAAACUCUGUCUGAGCCACAGCCAUUCACCCCUGACUUCCAGAACCGUGCCCUGGCCUCUGACAGGUCUUUCUCUUGAUAACGCCUUCAAGUCGAGGAAACCUCACUGUGAAGCACAAAGCCAUGCACCCCCAUCUCCCUCCUCAGCUUGUCCUAAAUGGGCCUUAAAGUCUCCUCAUCAAGGUGUGAGAUCAAAUGUUAUCAUAAGUUCAAUGUUGUUUCAGUGAAUUAGUUAGUAGCAAACAUACCGAAUGUCCGUCAGAGAAUCAGCAUGGUAGUCUGCUGAUUUGGGAGCCAUUAGUUAUAUAUUUGUCUUUAGUGUUUAGUGAACACAUGAAUGUUUGUAGGUUUUAAAAAAAUGGUAUACUUGUUUAUUGGUUGGGGUGCACGCCAACCAAGGAUAGGAAUGCUUCUACUGUAAUUGCAGUUAACAUUAACCUCAGGUAUCCAGGAGAUACAAUACUGGGUGUCAAGGAGAGUCAAGAGUCCAGAUAUAUGUUGACGUGGAACCAUUACCCAUAUACUAUAGUUUGUAUAAUGCACGGAGCAUUCUAGACUGUAUUUAAACCACUGACUCUUGUACAUGAAGUCUUCAUGAGAUGAUGUCAGUCAGUAGCAGCUAUGCAGUUGCCCUGGGGGCAGUAAUACUUAAUUUGCGUUCAGUAGACCAUCCCAUUACCAUGUGACUGGUGAAUAUUACUGUCUAAGGGAAUAGAUUUGUCAGACAUGUUCUUCUGUAGUUCUGAGGAAAUGUUUAGUAACCUCAAAGGCACAUUGUUGUCAAAUGGUGCCAGAUAGUACUCUACGAACUAUUAGCCAAAAUCUGGAUAUUGAACACCAAAUAUAAAAACAUGGACAUACUGCUGUUAGGUUAAUGACACUGUUGACUGCUGGGAAAGUUCAGCAAGACUUUCUGGCAUUUUAAGCACACAGACAUUGCCAAAGUAACACCAGUUAUUCUCUAGUGUCACCUCUGUGCACUUCAUACAUGACAAUGGAAAGGUCAUGGGUUAAAUGUCUUAGGUUGUGCUGAAUUGAAUUAAUACUGUAUGUUGGGUUUGUGGCUGACAUGUCAUUGAGGUGCUUUAGAACUCCAUUUACCGACAUGUAUCAUCUUUUAUUAACUUAACCGAAGGCCAAGUUUUAGAUUUGGGUUUUGUAAAUGAAAAAAUCCUGUAAAUGAUAUUGCUUGGCAGAUUUUGGGGCUCAAAGGGAUUAUUAUUUUGGAUUUAGCCAUGGAUUUGAAAAAAAUAUAUUUAUUUUAGAGGUCUAUAAUCAGAUGAUGUAUGUGGAAGCAAAAUAAGUCUGACUGCACACAUCUCACAAAACAAGUGAAGGACCUAGUGAGUAAUUUGGAAGCACUUGAUGCAUGAAGGGAAAGUAAGCAUCUUUAGUAAUUCUAUGAAACAUUUCAGUGAAGCAGCCCUUUCCAGGGGUGCAUAUUAUAUGAGUGUGCUAUGCUAUGCAAGGUGUACCAAAGCUGUACGAAACUGAUAUGCUGAAAACAGCUAAAGGAAAUAUGGUAUUUAUUCUAAGUUCUAAGGUUAUAUGAUUUAUAUAUUGAAAGACAACCUUAAAGAAGGGUUGUGCUGUUAAAAAACAGAGCAAUAAUAUUAUAAGUAAGUUAACGGUUGGAAUUUAAAUCCAUGUCCUUACUAUACUGUACAUGUAACACAUACCUUAGUUUCAGGGAUGUCAUGUUUUGUGGUGUUUGCAUUUCAUUUUUCUAUUGUAAGUGAGUGAAGGGAUUAAAUUACUUUGUUUACAUUUCUUUUAUUACCAGUAUAUUCAGUCUUGCAAUGGUUUCUAAGGUUUGGAAAAUAUUUCAUUUACUAAGGCAUUUUGGGAACUCAAACCAGAUAAGCAUUUGGCCUUUUCAGCUGGCUUAUGCUUCUUAUUGGACCUCAUUUAUGUUUGGGAACUUAAACUGUACAUGUUGUAAAAUAAUAUACUGUAACAAAUAUCUGCAAAUAGCACCAAACUGUGUUACAAUAAACAAUGUGAAAAUGUGUUUAAAAAUGGCAAAACUGUAUACAAAAUGUUACAGCUUUUUAUCAAUGCACGGUUUUAUUUUUCCACCUGUAACAUGUCAUAUGUACCAUUAAACAAAGACAUUUCUGAA